Molecule: messenger RNA, 843 nt
Organism: Procambarus clarkii (red swamp crayfish)
Lineage: Eukaryota; Metazoa; Arthropoda; Malacostraca; Decapoda; Cambaridae
Source: RefSeq, a predicted model, not a curated record
AUGGAGACAGCACCUGACAACACGGCCCCAAGGUCCAUGGACUCACUUUCCAAAAGAUCUUACAGCCAACCCGACCACACUGUGACCUACAGUGGUGGCGACCACACUGUGACCUACAGUGGUGGCGACCAUACUGUGACCUACAGUGGUGGCGACCACACUGUGACCUACAGUGGUAGCGACCACGCUGUGACCUACAGUGGUAGCGACCACACUGUGACCUACAGUGGUAGCGACCACACUGUGACCUACAGUGGCGGCGACCACACUGUGACCUACAGUGGUAGCGACCACACUGUGACCUACAGUGGUGGCGACCACACUGUGACCAACAGUGGUAGCGACCACACUGUGACCUUCAGUGGUAGCGACCACACUGUGACCUACAGUGGUAGCGACCACACUGUGACCUACAGUGGUGGCGACCACACUGUGACCUACAGUGGCGGCGACCACACUGUGACCUACAGUGGUAGCGACCACACUGUGACCUACAGUGGUGGCGACCACACUGUGACCUACAGUGGUAGCGACCACACUGUGACCUACAGUGGUAGCGACCACACUGUGACCUACAGUGGUAGCGACCACACUGUGACCUACAGUGGUAGCGACCACACUGUGACCUACAGUGGUAGCGACCACACUGUGACCUACAGUGGCGGCGACCACACUGUGACCUACAGUGGCGGCGACCACACUGUGACCUACAGUGGCGGCGACCACACUGUGACCUACAGUGGUAGCGACCACACUGUGACCUACAGUGGUAGCGACCACACUGUGACCUACAGUGAUUCAGGAAAGUUCUUGGAAAAUUCUGGGUUGGAAGUACCUGGUUGA